Messenger RNA from Toxoplasma gondii ME49, 2058 nucleotides. RefSeq lists its product as hypothetical. The coding region runs from base 47 to 1684 and encodes 545 amino acids. Gene Ontology annotation, molecular function: structural constituent of ribosome. The transcript has 11 exons. Gene Ontology annotation, cellular component: mitochondrial small ribosomal subunit. The record is from RefSeq and is a predicted model, not a curated record. NCBI's taxonomy places the organism in Eukaryota, Apicomplexa, Conoidasida, Eucoccidiorida, Sarcocystidae.
GCCAGUGCAACAGCCUUUCCUCUUCCUCGAUCCUGUGGGGGUGUACAUGCCGGUGCUGACGCACUGCAGUUUACACACUCGAGGCGAGGGCGACUGCCCCGAGACCGACAGGCGAAGAGCCAAAACAAAGUCCGACACAAAAACAGACGGAGAAGAAAAAGAAAAAGAGACAGAUGGAGAAGGAGAGAGAGGAGAGUGUGGGGGAGGCGUUGGUGUUGAAGACGUAGGACGGUUCCGACUCUUCGACAGACACAGGCUCGUCGAACUUCUCCCAGAAGGCCUCGCAGGUGAACUUUCUCGAGACGUGGAGAUGAUUCCCUCGGCGACGAGUCCGAUAGGAGUGAUGCUGAGGAAGGCGACGCUUGAACUGCAGAUGCAGCUCGAGCUGUUUGCACGCGUGCAUGCAAAGUCGAGCGCAGACACCCGAGGGGAAACUCCACUCCCGAGAAAGAGGAAAGAAACGCGCAAAGACGGGGAGAGAGACGCGCGCGAGAAGAAGAAGGACGAAGGAAAAGACAAAGACGGAGGUGUGGGGGGGAGGGGUCUCGAAGAAAUCGGCUCAAGACGUUCCGAGGACGAGUGGAGAGAACGCCUUUCUGAACUGCGACCAUUCGACGCUCGUCUCGCUGCAGUGCAGAGAGGGUUCCUUUUGGAUGGCCACCGAGGCGUCGGCAAAAGCUGCGUGCUGAACUACUUGAUUCCCUGGGCGAGGGAGAACAACUGGCUGGUCGUCUACGAGCCUUUGCCGUCGCGAUAUGCGCGCGAAAUCGGAGACAUCAAACGCUCCUCCGCUGGGGUGUACAUCCAGUCGUCAUUCUCCCAAGAAUUUCUGGAGCGGCUCGGCCGCUUCAACAGGCGCCUCCUGGAGGAGUUACCUGUGGCGCGGCGCUGCUACGGCCAGGCCGCACUCGACGGGGUUCACCGGCUGUACGCCGAGCGCAGCUACCACAGUUUGUUGGAGAAGGCGCUGGAGAAGGAUCUGGACGAAAUUCGAGAGCAGAGAGACGAAGAGUUGAAGAGAGGUUCUCCCCACUCUGGCAAAGACGCAGAUCUCCUCGACUCUCAGCUGCGCGAGGAGAUUCUGCUGGCGCGCGAGCGCUUGGCGCUGUGGCACACGUAUCGUCGAGAAGUCUCGAUUCCCUCCAUGAAGUCGCGUCUUCCGAAUCCAGCGUCGGUCUGGGAAAUAGCAGAAUUUGGAUUACAGAACGAGGCGUUCGCCACCCAGGCGCUCUACGAAGUUUGGGAGCAGCUGAAAAAGCAAACGCAACUGAAUGUCCUCAUCGCAGUCGACGAGUGGAACGAGUGCUUUCCGGUCAGCGAAUACGUCUCGAUGCGCUACGAAGGCACACGGUUCAACGGCCAUAUCCCUGCCUUCCACCUCUCCACGCCGCGGCUUCUCUCCCGCUUCGACGAUGCCCAACAAUUUCAACGAGGCUUGAAGAUCUGCGCAACCUCCUGGCGCCGCUCGAAUCGGCGCGACUACCGGCCGGACCUGUUGGGCGUGCGACAAGAGGAGAUUCGAACUGUGCGCAAUUUCUCGCCUCUCGAGUUCGCCAACUUUGUCGCGUAUUACCACAAAAAGAAAAUCCUACACGAGUUCCCCCGGGAAAAACUCGAUUAUUUCUACAUGCUCUCUGGUGGGAACGGCUUUCAGGCGCGGCGCCUCUUGGCUUCUCUGUACUAGCUGAACUGAGCGCGCGGCUCGCUUUUUCUCGAGCCGACCCGGCUUUCUUUGUUUGAGGCCUUCUGCCUCGUCUCCCUUUCUUCGUGUUUAUUCUCUUGCGUUCGGUCUAUGGCCUCUGUCCAUUCUCUUUUUUCGUUUGUCCACUUCUCGAGCCCUUCCCCUGGUUUCCACCUGACUUGUUCUCGCUUUUUCCUCAUGACCUCGACUCAGGUCCGUGGAGCGCAGGUCUGGUCGCGUUCCUUCUCAAAACGAAACUCGACAGUUCCUCACUUUCUUUCCAAAAGUCUCUCGGAGAAACGCCGAGAAGGCCCUCUACGCACGGACUCUUUGGCGGGGGGGAAGAGGAGAGUCCAGAAAUGACGGCUCUCUUCCAG